Penicillium canescens is the source of this 300-nucleotide messenger RNA. RefSeq names its product Winged helix-turn-helix transcription repressor DNA-binding. Gene Ontology annotation, molecular function: O-methyltransferase activity. The transcript has a single exon. The record is from RefSeq and is a predicted model, not a curated record. The coding region runs from base 1 to 300 and encodes 99 amino acids. Lineage: Eukaryota; Fungi; Ascomycota; Eurotiomycetes; Eurotiales; Aspergillaceae.
AUGAAGUUUGUCUUGCAUGAUUGGUCGGAUAGGGAGAACCAAAAGACCUUAACUGAACUAUUAGGUACAUUGAAGCUAGGUUAUUCCAAGUUGAUUAUCGAGGAAUUUGUGCUGGCAGAUCGGGAUGCAGCUAUGCUUCCUGCAAUGUGGGAUUGGGAAAUGAUGAUUUUCUGUAAAAGCUUGUUGGGCUCACAGACUCAAUGGACUCGCCUAUUGGAUGCGGCUGGCUUCCAGGUCAUCAAGUUCUGGGCAUCACCUGGUGAUGGACUGAGUAUCCUUGAAGCUGAACCCGAGGGAUAA